GCCUCGUCACAGACACUCACCGAGGAGGCCUUCACCACCAACACCACGUCUUCACAUCUUGGCCGUGAUGAUAACCAGGACCUCUUCACUUGCUUGUCACUAGGUACCACAUCACUCAGUGAUUCUUGAUUCUCGCCAAGGCGCAAUACAGAGUGAAUUCGUGUCCAUCAUGGUAUAUCAUUCCGCCAACACUGCUCACAUACCUGUCCACAUUCCUUACUCUCUCUCCCAGAAACAACACUCAUUCUUUGAUAACCAUCACUUCCUAUCAACAGCAAUCCUUCAUCGCGCUUUCCCACAGCUCGUUGACCUUCCGGUCCCGUCACUCUUUUCACCCCUACAAAUCGCCUCACGCUCACUGCGACAACCAUGAAAGCCACCAUUUUCGCCGUUGCUGCCUUGUGCGCUCAGGUUGGACUGGCUGUUCCUCAUGCUGGCAAUCAAAAGCACCGUCAUGCUGCUCGUCAUGAAGCGACCUACUAUUCCACCAUCACCGACGUCGUGACUGUCACUGCUCCAAACGCUGUCAUCUGGGUCGACCAGUACAACAAUGUCAUCUCGACUGAAUAUCGCGGCCACUCUGAAGCAGCGACAGCAACCGAGACCGCCACCACCGAUCUUCCGGCUCUUUCCAGCACUGAAUCAGUUGUCUCAAUUCCUACCACCGCCGAUAACGUAGCACCAUCUGCAUCUUCUUCCUCGGACACCACAAGCCUCGCUUCUCUCACUCCUUCUCCUAGCACCGACACUCUUACUGAUUCGGUCGUCUCGUCACUACCCGCUGCGACCUCCACUUUCGAGUCUUCCACUCCUGUCUCCUCAGCGUCGGCGGUAGCUACCAGCUCCGCCGACCAUCGUGAGUCCGGUGGUGAUGGGGUGUCCGCAGGUAGUGGUUUCGGUAUUUGCUACGAACUUAUUGGGAAUUCUGGCUGCAAGACCGCAGACCAGAUGAACUCAGAUUUUGCUUUCUUGGUCAGUCAAGGUUUCGGCAAGGUUCGUGUCUACGACAUUGGCUGCAAUCUCGGACCUGUUGCACAAGCUGCCGCUUCUAAUGGCCUGCAACUUAUAGCUGGUCUCAAUACAGUCAGCAAUGUCGCAGCCGACAUUGCGAAACUGAUCGGCUUCCUCGCUGGCAACUGGGGACCAGUCGACACCAUUGUUAUUGGCAACGAAGUCGUCAACAACGGUGGAAACGCGGCUGAUGUUGUUGCGGCACUUGGAAUUGCUCGCGCUGCUCUUACUGCCGCCGGAUACACCAAGAACGUUGUCACCGUUGAUGUUUGGAGUCAAUUCAUAACUAAUCCCGACCUUUGCACCUACUCCGAUUACUGUGCUGCCAAUGCGCACGCGUUCUUCGACAUAAACACCACUGCGGAGCAGGCCGGUGGCUAUGUGAGUAACAUCGUCACUAAACUCGCCGCCGCUGCGAAUGGAAAGUCUAUUGUCAUAACGGAAUCCGGCUGGCCCUACCAAGGACAAGCCAAUGGACUUGCCAUCCCUUCACCCGCAAAUCAGCAGACCGCAGUCAGCGGUCUUAGAUCUGCGUUUGCCGGAAAUCCUGGCGGGCUGUUCUUGUUCCAGGCCUAUGAUGCGACCUACAAGGCGCCUGGUCCUCUGGGAGUCGAGCAAUUCUUUGGCAUCUACGGCCACUGAGCGAUGUGGCGAUAUGAGGCAUUGGUCAAAUAAGCAUCAGCGUCGAGACCAGACGACCCCCUUCAAAAUCGAUCUUAUGCCUGCACACAUCAUUCAGUAUCUGCUUCUCAGCCCAUAUUCAGCAUAUGCAUCUAUCACCACUCGCCCGUCUUCUGCAUAGCGACGGCGUUCCACAUCAUCUCAAACGCAUCCGAUCCAGUUGGCUUUUUUUCGGAGCUAUAUCGACCUUGCACUGCUUUUUCUCCAACAUGAUACCCCAAGGAUCAGCAACCCUUUCAUUUUCCAUGUAGAGACUACAUCACAUUCGGAACUUUCCGCACGGUAUACCUUGCGGACGUCCUCGACGUCCAAGGAACGGCGAUCACUAAAACCUUACGCACAUCACAUUCGGCCUCCACUCACCUUGCCGAGUCAACUCCACCUGGAGCAGACAAGGCAUCGACGAGGUUAAGAAUGACGUUUUGUGAACGACUAAAGCGGUCAAGGAGGUUCAUAUCCAUCAUGCAAGCAUGGGUACAUGAGAGUAUGCCAGCCAACCCACAUCCAAGCUAGCCAUGUCCGGCUCAGGAACAACCAAACGAGCUGCAGAGGAUCUCAGCCUUACCGUAAGCAAAGCAUCACGGUGUUGCCCGGGACCUAGCAUGGCAUGGAUGACAUGACAGAUUAGAUAGCUCAGUUAGCUUCCCCCUUCAAAUGAAUGAACCAUCUUGAAAACCA
Molecule: messenger RNA, 2370 nt
Organism: Exophiala xenobiotica
Lineage: Eukaryota; Fungi; Ascomycota; Eurotiomycetes; Chaetothyriales; Herpotrichiellaceae
Exons: 3
Coding region: 370-1653 (427 amino acids)
Biological process (GO): cell wall organization
Cellular component (GO): cell surface; fungal-type cell wall; extracellular region
Molecular function (GO): glucan endo-1,3-beta-D-glucosidase activity; 1,3-beta-glucanosyltransferase activity
Source: RefSeq, a predicted model, not a curated record